Messenger RNA from Scatophagus argus, 5621 nucleotides. It is a transcript of the gene slc38a4, whose product is annotated as solute carrier family 38 member 4. Lineage: Eukaryota; Metazoa; Chordata; Actinopteri; Scatophagidae. The transcript is spliced from 17 exons. The coding region runs from base 364 to 2007 and encodes 547 amino acids. Gene Ontology annotation, molecular function: amino acid transmembrane transporter activity. Gene Ontology annotation, biological process: amino acid transmembrane transport. The record is from RefSeq and is a predicted model, not a curated record.
UCAGGGGUUGCCAUCAUCACAUGGCAGAUGGAAAUUUCCACUCAGACUCCUUGCUUGUUAAAUGGGAAGGGUCUCCAACUCUUGUCUUCACUAGUCCGCCUCCUCCUCCGCCGCCUGCGACAGCUGUCCUCCACACGGAAACACUAGCUCUCAAAACUGCGUGAAUUUUAAGGAGUAUUGAGGUUACUAUAACGGUGAAGUCCACUGAAACAGAUUGCAUGUUCACAAACAUCUGCUGCUUACCAUAGCAGGUGACGAGACCUAGACAAGGCUGAGGAAGAAGCACAUAUCUGCCUUGUGAAUCCUAAACUCUAAAAUUCUGAAAACCAAACUUCUACAUUUCUCGUUCUGCUGUGCGCAACUAUGCCGGGAAUCGUGGAUCGUAUGGAGCUGAGGAAAGUCACCACAGAAGCUGAUGAUGACAGUACUGACAGCCUGGACGACCGCUACACUGAGCCCAUUGACUCUGAGAAGGCCACUAUCGACAGUCAGUUUAUGGACGAUAAUGAUGAUGGAGAAAGCCAGAAGUUUCUGUCAAAUGGGAUGAUGAAGAAGAAGAAAUAUGAGGAAUACCAUGAGGAAUAUCAUCCCGGCCACACCUCAUUUGGAAUGUCUGUCUUCAACUUGAGCAACGCUAUCAUGGGCAGCGGCAUCCUGGGCCUGUCAUUCGCCAUGGCAAACACCGGCAUCGUUCUCUUUACGAUCCUCCUCAUCGCUGUGGCCAUCCUCUCCUUAUAUUCUGUCCAUCUGCUCCUGGUGACAGCUAAAGAAGGAGGAUCCCUCAUCUAUGAAAAGCUGGGAGAGAGAGCAUUCGGCUGGCCGGGGAAAAUGGCAGCAUUUGGAUCGAUAAUUAUGCAGAACAUUGGAGCCAUGUCCAGCUACCUUUUUAUUGUGAAGUAUGAGCUGCCUGAGGUGAUCCGAGCCUUCUUGGCUUUAGAAGAAAACUCAGGUGAAUGGUACCUGAACGGGAACUACCUGGUGGUGUUUGUGUCAAUCGGAGUCAUUCUGCCUUUGUCCAUCCUUAAAAAUCUGGGCUACCUGGGCUACACCAGUGGUUUUUCCCUUUCCUGCAUGGUCUUCUUCCUCGGUGUGGUGAUCUACAAGAAGACCCAGCUGCCCUGCCCCCUUCCUUUCUUUUACCACCACUCGUCUAACCUCAGCAUGAACGCUUCGGACACGAUGGCGCUGUACUCGCUACAAAACCGCUCAGCGCACAUGGAUUUCUCCCGUGCUGACAUUUCCCCAGCAGUCCAAGGCAGCCAUGAUGCUAACCACCCCAAUGGCAUCCACUUCGAGCCUCACCCUGAUGAUAAGGAGAUGUGCACGCCCAAAUACUUUGUUUUCAACUCACAGACGGCAUACACUGUGCCCAUUCUGGCCUUUGCCUUUGUCUGCCAUCCUGAGGUCCUGCCAAUCUACAGUGAGCUGAAAGAUCGCACCCGGAGAAAGAUGCAGAACGUCUCCAACCUGUCCAUCUUAACUAUGCUCGUCAUGUACAUGCUGUCAGCGCUGUUUGGCUACCUCACCUUUUAUGACAACGUGGAGGCAGAGUUGCUCCACACCUUCACCAAGGUUUAUAAGUUUGACACCAUGUUGCUGCUGGUCCGUUUGGCUGUUCUCACUGCUGUCACUCUGACUGUCCCCAUCGUGCUGUUCCCUAUCCGCUCCUCCAUCACCACACUGCUGUUCAGUGGUCGGGAGUUCAGCUGGACUCGCCACAUGCUGAUUGCCGCCGCCAUCUUGGCUUUCAACAACAUGUUGGUCAUCUUUGUCCCCACCAUCAGAGACAUCUUUGGCUUCAUUGGCUCAUCUGCAGCCACUAUGCUCAUCUUCAUCCUACCUGCUGCCUUUUACCUCCGCCUGGUAAAAUCAGUGCCGUUCCGCUCCCCACAGAAGAUUGGGGCGGCCGUCUUCCUAGUGGCGGGAAUCAUCUUCAUGAUUGGCAGCUUGUCACUCAUCGUGUUCGACUGGGUGCACAACCCGCCAGGCUCCAGCAAUGGUCACUAAGACCCCUGUUCUCUUAGAUUUGCAUUUAAGAGUGCAGCAAACCCCCUCAUGUCUCUUCACCUCAGCUGGUUCAACAUUUGGGAACAGGGCUCAUCAGCAGUUCAGUUCCCUUCAUCAGAUCUCAAACAUUGCUCAUAAAAAUACAUGCUGCACUGGGUUAAGACGUCUUCAGUUUCAGCCCCAGAUGAUAUCACUUGAGGGAGACCUUUCCUAGUUUUUCUUUUUUUUCUUUUUUUUUUUUUGGGUUGUUCUUUUUGUGCUGUUAAGUUCUGGAUGUGACACAACACCAACGAGAGAAUCAAAACCCAAAGAGGGGUAAGCACACUCUUGUUUAACGUGCCACCAAGAUCACCUGAAAUCAUCAUCACUGUCAUCAGCAUUGUCAACAUUUCCGGCUAUAAAGAGACAGGUCAAACACAUGCUGUGCAGCCCUCACCUGGAACAGAUCUGUGAACUGCGAUUUUGCAGGGCUGGAAAGAUGAUACGAGUCAGUACUCUGCACUUGAAGGAGAAAUUUGGAGGUGGAUCGUGUCGUCCUCCAUCAAACAUGGAGCUCUUCUACCGUUACAUUUGACUUUGCGUAUCGGCCUAACACAUGCACUCACAUAAACAAACAGGCAGAUGUAGUAAAACGCACCUACACCUGCAGCUGUGCACAGAAAAUUCCCGAAUUUAAUCAAGCAGAUGUGUUAUCGCAAAACCAUAUCAGUAACUUAAUUCAAUCAUGCAUAACUUUUACUAAACAAAUGUUAUUUUGCUGCGCUGCUACAUGGUAACAAUCAGAAGCUUUGCCGAGGUCAGCGUGCACAUAUACGGUUUUAGUUGGUCAGGUUUCACACUAGCACUUCCCCGCCAGUUGCUUUCUUCCUGGUCGUACACGAAGUGAGGAGAUGCUUUCAGUAUUAUUGUCACAGAGGAAUCUGAACAUGCAAAGUAUACAUGUACAUAGUUGUGUCUAGUGAAAAGAAUGAGUGUUUUACAUCUUACUUGGCUUCACACAUAUCUCCAGCUUGUAUCAAGUUAAAUUUCCAACUCACAGUAAUUACACCGGCUGGAAUAAUUUAUUAGAUGUUGUAGGGAUAGACUGUUAGGUGUAGAGAACCCCAUAAGUUUUUAUUUUUUAUAAAUAAUUGGCAAAAACAUGUUUGAAAAACAGUAAACUCUACAAUUGAACAAUAUAGAAAUAAGUUAAAUUCAACUAAGAGUUAAACAUGAAAAAGGUCAUUUAAAAUCAGAAUGUAAAUCCAAGAUGCCAAGAUUGUAGUAACAUAUUUUUGCCUUGUGCCAUAUCAUCACCAUCCCUGCCGAAUUCCAACCCUCACUCUCUCCAAAAUGUGAUUAUGUACUAUUCAGAAUACUUUGAUAUUUUGGGGAAUGUGCUUAUUCACUUCAAGAGUUAGAUGAGAUUGAUGCUAACGUUACAAAUGGAUCAGCUUAGUGUAAAGACCGGAAGUGUUGCAAAAGAGUUAUCUAACUCCACGAAAAUCUCAAAUCACUGUUCAUGCAUUGUUUACAAUGUUUCCUUGUAAGUUUUCAUACAGAUUCACCUAAUGUGAUAUAAUGUUUCAGUUACUAAGUAGUGGAGGUGCUGGUUGGUGGAUUUUAGCUUUGGACUGGGGCAGGUUUGCUGUUUUCCUUUGCAGCCAGUCAAAGCCAAAACUAGGCUCACCUAACUAUAUCACACUGUAGUUAGCGAGGAAGUGAUCCGUUUUUAACCAAGCUCAAAAACUGGGGAUAUUAUCCAAUUUCUCUCGAUUUACUAAAAAAACAAAUCUGACUCUAAUGGAAAAGACAAAUCGAGGUAGUGUAUUUUGUAACUAAUGGACAACAUCAUCUGUUUUGUUGACAAGAUCCAGGUUCAAAUGACUAUCAGCUAAUUACAUAAUUGCAGUAUUCCCUGUUGUCGUUGUACACUCAGACAAUAAUCAGAUAAAUUACAGGAUUAUUAAUUACAGGAUUAUCUUAACAUUGUGCGUUUUGGAUUCUUCUGUAAUUGGCUUCUAAUACUGGUGCCUUUGGUAGAAUAAUUGACGACAUCAUAGCCUCGUCUCACCUCAUCUCCAAUGCCGUUACGUGUCACCUCCAGCCAAAGUCAACAACAUUGAUAAUAGAUCCUUUGUGGAUCUAUGGAUGUGAAACAAAUAGAUAUUUCAAAUGAAAUAGUGUAUUACGUGCAUGUUUUUGGAUUACAAACAUGGUCUUUUUGGACAACUGUAUAUGCUAUGUAAAUAAUCUUUAUUUUAUGGUACACUGACACUCAUUGUCUGUGUGUGGGUUCUUGGGAGACUCUUACAAGUCUUCUGCAAUCCAGUGUUUGUUUUAGUAUAUAUAUAUAUAAAUAUAUAUAACAUGUAUUAGAUCUUUUUCUCUUGCUGUAUGACAGUAGUUUUUUCCCUUUAUUUGAAGCUUGUAUAUUUGUAGAAAAUUUGAUCUCUAUAUAUCCGUUUUAAUGUCAACUUGUUGUAUCAGGAUUAAAUUAAUCAACGGCCUACUUCAUAACUUGGUUUUCCCAGAAGUUGCAGAAACAAGGCAACUUUUCUGUAGCUUAUUGGCUCCUGCUGACCAACACUGGGUUGAAAUUAAAGCCACAAGGAAAGCAGUAUUGAUAUUGAUUGGAUGUGUUUUCGAAACAGUGCUAUAACACUUAACAGAGGGAGGACGAGACUAUCUGAAGUAUUUCAUGACCACACUACAGAACGGUUCUCACGGCACCUCUGCUAUUCAUCACAUGGCAUACAUGCUAAUGUGUAGCUGUGCACCUAUGCUAACACGGAACCUUCCGUGCUUGCUAGUUCUUAAGCUCCUCUUGGACAAUCGUACACUAUAGUUCAUACAUUACUGUGGCUUAUAAGUUAUAUCACUGCUGUCAUAGAAAAAUCUUUUUAAACCCAGUUUUGGUGAGGUUUUAUUUACAUGACAUUACUUGAACUGAACCUUUCCAUGGCCUGAUAAAGUCAGUAAACUUCCUGACCGAAGUGUCCACAUGGCCCCUUUAGUACUUGCUAAGAAUGUUCAAUAAUGGAUUGUUCUGAAUUUGAAAAUGUGGCUCACUCUCUCUUAGUUUAUUCAUGAAUAUUUGGCUGCAACUUAAAUUAGCCUCCUGCCAUCAGUGGCUUAUUCUGCUCGUUGGUGGUAUGUGCAACAGUUUCAUCUCUUCCUCAGGUUGAGUUUUGUCCUUUCAGAAAGGAGGAUGAGCAACACCUCUACCCUCUAUCUCAGGUAUUCGGACUGGAUGAACCUUUCUUCUCACUUUUGGAAAACUUGGAUAACUAAAUCUCUUCACCUUUUGCAUAAUUGAGCCAAGUUGUACAAUGCUGUUGUAUAUUGUGCUGGCCUAGAUAACAAGUCCUCUUGUGGAUUUGUUAAAGCACACAAGUUCCCAGUUAAUUUUGCCAGUGUUUAGAAAGGAGCUGUGCAGAACCACCUGCCUUAUUUUUGUAUGACCCUCAGCCACGGAGAAGCACUUGCUCAAUGUUUCUGCUGUUCACAGUGUCUCUGCUUCCUGUGGAUCAGGCUCAACAUUCAGAUUUGUAAUUUUACCCAAACUAAGGGGAUGUUUUUUGUAUCAGUGAUGCUGUUUCAUUAUGAUGAACAAUAAAAAUGUGAAAUGAAAA